Trichogramma pretiosum is the source of this 2170-nucleotide messenger RNA. RefSeq names its product arrestin domain-containing protein 3-like. Gene Ontology annotation, cellular component: cytoplasm. The record is from RefSeq and is a predicted model, not a curated record. Bases 696 to 1814 code for a protein of 372 amino acids. Lineage: Eukaryota; Metazoa; Arthropoda; Insecta; Hymenoptera; Trichogrammatidae. The transcript has 7 exons. Gene Ontology annotation, biological process: protein transport.
UAUGUAGGUGUAGGACGUGCGCGAUAAACAGGGUCGAGUACAUUUUGCUCUCUGGAAAUAUCAGUCUGCGCGCGCCUUUGUAUACACACAACAAAGUGACUCCACUUCAAUCGUCUUAACUCUUAAACUCGCGUUAAUUUCUUUUGUGUCAACAAUUAUCGUGCCAAAAAUGUAUAGUUCGUCAAAUUUUAAGAAAAAAUUCAGUUUUCGCGACCGAGCACACAGUGAUUGUUUGGUAGUUGAUUCGGUGAGCCUGUCUGUUGUUCAGUGUAAUUUAGUAGACUCUUUGCACUGAUUGCCGAUUGUAUAUGGUGAGGUGUAUAGCUCGCGAGUAAAAAGUUAGUCAUCAAUGUGACCAUUGGUGCUUUUGACCCAAAGCAGAUGAUGCAUUUGUUGUCCCUUUUCCUCUACCUCAUGACUGUACUAUUUUGCUAAUGUCUUUCUCCUCAUCUAUACGUGAACUCGUGUAACUCUUCCGACUGGAUAUCCUUUACACUGUCUUGACUGCAUUUAUUGAUAGUAAAUGACGAUAUUCGCGAUCGUGUAAGUAAUAUUCCUUUUAAUGCAGCUUGAGUAUUUUCGAACAAGAUAAAGUUUUCCCAAUUGUCUUCCAUUCAACUAAAAUAUUGAAAGCUGUUUAGUACUGGAAUUGAGGAAUUUAUAACCAUUUGUUGACACAUAAUUGAUUUACAAAUAUGGAUAACAUAAGUGAGUUUGACAUUAAAUUGGAAAAAGAUAUUUAUUAUGCUGGAGAAAUGAUCAGGGGUCAUGUUGUGUUACACACAACUGAAAACUUCAAACUAAGAUCGAUGAGACUGUCUCUACGAAGUCAAGCACACGUUGAAUGGAAAAUUUUAGUCAGUGGAGAUAGAAGAAAUGUAAAGGAUGAUCAAUACUUUGUUGAUGAGCGAAUUGUAGUCUGGGGUCAUGAUACUUCAGACGGUCCUAUUCCAAUUUUACCUCGUGGGAAACAUCAGUUUCCAUUUACUUUUAAAUUACCAGAGAGCUCUUUACCAUGCAGCUUUGAAUCUCGCACUGGCUAUAUUCGUUACUAUGUUAAAGCAACAGUUGAUCGUCCAUAUGCAAGUCCUCCUCAGGGCUUGAAGUAUUUUACAUUAAUUGGGCCCCAUAUAGACUGCAUGGAUGAACAAUACUUGAAACCAAUGAUUGGUACUGAAGUAAGAACAUCUUGUUGCUUUUGUUGCCGUCGAAAUCCAGUAGAAUUAAGUGCUCAAUUAGAACGAAGCGCUUACGUCUGUGGUGAAAGUAUAAAAUUACGAGCUUCUAUCGAUAACAAGGGUGUAGAAAAAGCUUGGCUAAGUGUCAAAUUAACUCAGUACCUCGAAUUUUUUAUUGAACGAGGUGUUCUUGGAACAAGUAGAGAACUUCAAAAAGUAGUUAUGGAAUAUAAAGGAGAACCGGUACCUCCUGGUACAGCAAUAAAAUGGGACUCAUCGAAAAAAAUGAUUCUUCCUGUGUGCCCACCAACACUCGUUGGUGUGUGUCGCUUAAUACAGAUUUACUAUGUUUUGAAGGUCAGUGUACAAUUGGAAAAAUCUGGAGAGGAUAUGCAAAUGCACUUUCCCUUGACUGUGGCAACGGUGCCAUUCAGGAUACCGAACUUGACGCAACAACCACAAAUUAAAUAUGAAAAUGCAAUGGAGCACGUAGAAGGAGGUUGCUAUAUCGGCCCGGAAUUUCUCUUGGGACAAGUUUAUGAUGGCACUGAACCCCUUGGGUCUCAAGCUCCAUUAGUUUUGUACAGGCCAGUGUAUGUUUGCAUUGCCAAUGAAAAGAAAACGCAGAGUCGUUAGAGUUCAAGUAUGUCUCCCGGAAAAGUAUGUUACAAUAAAUUAUUCUAUAAGAUUUUUGCAGCUUUCAUUUUUGUCCCAACAGGAUGGAAAUUAUGUAAAUCUAAUAAGUAUGUACUUGUGACUAUGUGUACUGUUGGAAUUUGAAAAAAUAUAUAUUUUAAGACCCAGAUAAUACCUUGCCAAAAAAGAAAUGACAGAAAUUUUUUCAUUUGGAAAAUUUUUGACAAAAUCGCAACAUGUAUUGUUACAUGUCUUGUAUAAUAAUUAGAGAGAUACCAAAACUAACGUAAAAAUAAACAUUUUCAAAAACAUUUUUCGAAAUUUCUUCUAAAUAUUUUUGUAAAAAAAUGACAGGC